CUGUUCAUACUUGUUCUCUCUUUAGUUCUUAAUCAUGUCUGCUGCUGUUAACCCCAAGGCUUUCCCUCUUGCUGAUGCUGCUUUGACCAGCACCAUUCUUGAUCUCGUUCAACAAGCCUCUCAUUACAAGCAAUUGAAGAAGGGUGCUAACGAAGCUACCAAGACCUUGAACAGAGGUAUUUCCGAAUUCAUCAUCAUGGCUGCUGAUACCGAGCCUCUUGAAAUUCUUCUUCACCUUCCUCUCCUUUGUGAAGACAAGAACGUUCCCUACGUCUUUGUUCCCUCCAAGACUGCCUUGGGUCGUGCCUGUGGCGUUUCUCGUCCUGUCAUUGCUGCCUCUGUCACCACCAACGAAGCCUCUGACUUGAAGCCUCAAAUUUUGAACAUUAAGACUCAAAUCGAAAAGCUCCUUAUCUAAAGGAUCUAAAAAAUGACAGCCUAUACAUAUAUUCUUUCUUCUUUUUUUUUCUUUAUGAUCGUCGUUGGUGCUGAGAACAUUUAUUUUAAUUUUUUGUGCGUUCAAAUGAUGCAUUGACAGUGAAAGAAAAAGUUGUAUUUUAUAAUUUCUUUCAUAGAUUCAAAAUCAUUUGUAAAUAAAUGUUUUCA
Molecule: messenger RNA, 606 nt
Organism: Rhizopus microsporus ATCC 52813
Lineage: Eukaryota; Fungi; Mucoromycota; Mucoromycetes; Mucorales; Rhizopodaceae
Product: L30e-like protein
Exons: 3
Coding region: 35-418 (127 amino acids)
Biological process (GO): ribosome biogenesis; mRNA splicing, via spliceosome; maturation of SSU-rRNA
Cellular component (GO): box C/D methylation guide snoRNP complex; U4/U6 x U5 tri-snRNP complex; precatalytic spliceosome
Molecular function (GO): RNA binding
Source: RefSeq, a predicted model, not a curated record